AUGUCAUUGUCUUGGCGUUUCAAGAUUGAGAUGAUAAUGAAGAAGUUCAAUACACCAAUUAGAAAUAGAUUCUUUGAUUUGUCAAUAUUCCCAAACUAUUAUCGUUUCAGGUCAUUCAGUUCUUUGACACCACCGAUGGAAUCUAAUGUACCGAGAAGUCAAGCACGUCAAAGUCUCCAAAAGAAUGAUCUUCAUGUGGGGAAAGUCAUCCAAUACAUAGAGAUCCAAAACACUCAAGACAAUGAAAAAGAAUGGGUAUUGAUAAUGGCAGAUAAAUUCAAAAAUACUAGUACCAUUGCCAAUGAUAUCAUGACGAUUCGUAAACAACUAUGUCUAUCGAUCCAACAAGAUUUGGAUGAAUUCAAAGAGACUGUUACCCAACAACAAUCAGUCAAACAGGAACUAAACAUCAACUCGAGUCCAACCUUUUCGCCACUCUAUACCAGGUUAUUACAAUUGGAACAAUUCCUCUUUCAAUUAAUUUGA
Molecule: messenger RNA, 486 nt
Organism: Cavenderia fasciculata
Lineage: Eukaryota; Evosea; Eumycetozoa; Acytosteliales; Cavenderiaceae
Exons: 4
Coding region: 1-486 (161 amino acids)
Source: RefSeq, a predicted model, not a curated record